Molecule: messenger RNA, 336 nt
Organism: Bipolaris oryzae ATCC 44560
Lineage: Eukaryota; Fungi; Ascomycota; Dothideomycetes; Pleosporales; Pleosporaceae
Exons: 1
Coding region: 1-336 (111 amino acids)
Source: RefSeq, a predicted model, not a curated record
AUGGGCGCAAAGCCGACUGCACCCGCCGGUUUCCCAGCAAGGAUUAGGCGCAAUGCAUGCCACUCUGCUGUGCCCGCAACACGGCAUCCCGUCUGCCUGGCCGCUCAAUUGCCCUACACCAACACCCUACAAAGUACCUGUACAACAUACACACAUGCCUGUUCCAUUUGCCCAUCUCAAGCGCUUCUGCAUCUCCUCGGCUUCCUUUCGCCCUCUGCAAAAACGAUCAAGCUAUGCCACCUACCUAAAGCGACAUGGCUUGCCUCGGCCCUCUUGCUUAGUGGUGGGCCCGCUCCAUCUGUUACCAGACCUUCCGGGCCCGACUACUUCCCCUAA